Drosophila erecta is the source of this 5601-nucleotide messenger RNA. RefSeq names its product transcriptional regulator of filamentous growth FLO8 (gene bif). The coding region runs from base 355 to 4317 and encodes 1320 amino acids. Lineage: Eukaryota; Metazoa; Arthropoda; Insecta; Diptera; Drosophilidae. Gene Ontology annotation, biological process: chemotaxis; neuronal signal transduction. Gene Ontology annotation, cellular component: rough endoplasmic reticulum membrane; nuclear membrane. The transcript has 6 exons. The record is from RefSeq and is a predicted model, not a curated record. Gene Ontology annotation, molecular function: microtubule binding.
UCCUCUGAGGCUUAUCGAUGGUCCGCUCGAUAGCGCCAACAAUCGAUAGGCAAUAUUUGUGUAUUGGAAACGCGGCUUAACUUAGUGCAGAUUUUUACGCUGAUUCGGCUGCAAAAGAUGCACUUUUGAGGCACCCACGCCCCCGAAUUCGAGUGCAGUUGCAGUCGGGAAAGUUUGAAAAGUGCGUGGAGCAAGGAGAGCGACGAGUUCGUUGAGCUACAGCGAAACAGAAAGGUGGAAAAAGCGGGGGAAACGAGCGCAGCGGAGCGAAUGAUAAACGGGAAUUGGGAUCGGAAAAUUGGAAACAAAACCAACCACCGAUUAUAAAAAGGCAGCAGCUCAAAAACGGGGAUAAUGGAGUCACAGAAGCGGCCGUCGUUGGAUUUGCACACGGAUGUGACAACAGGAUCAGCAGCUGGAGGAUCUGGGCUGGGAGCUGCAGCUGAGAUGUCGCCCACUUCCGGUUUCCUGCCGGACAUGCCGCAGUGGAAGAAGGACCUCAUCCAGCGUCGGAAAACGAACGUGGCCCGCACCCAGGCGGCGUCCAUCACCUCGCCCACCGAUGGCAGUUGUGGGGCUUUGGCAGAAGCCACCGCCGCUCCAGGUGCAAUUGCAGAUUCCAUGGAACCGGCGACAAUCAGUAGCACUAGUCAAAAGAGAAACGUGAUCGGUUCAGAGGAAAAGUCUGAGAAAUCUUCUAUUUCCAAUACCAAUUGCGAUUACACUGGAGGUCAUCACUCUGUUGUAGCCGUCUCUCUUUCGCCCGAAGCGGCAGCAACAACAAAUGUAACAGUAACACCAAUACCAAAGCAGCGAUCGAGUUUACUCAACACAAGAAGUCAGGAGAGGGAGAUGGCGCGAUAUAUUCUAACCGAGAGCGGAGAGCGUGAUGGAGAGCCAGAAAGCAGCGAACAGCCGGCUGGUGUGGUGAGUAGCAGCCGGUGCGGUGAAGUUGAAACUGGCACAAUUGGAUCGCCGUCGUCGUCAGCAAAUCAAAAUCCAAACCCAAAUCAUUUAAAAACGAAAUGCAAACCGGGACAGAGCGUUGCUGAGGGCAAGCCUGCAGCGAAAGAGACCAUCGUCGAUAACAGCAAAAGCUGCAGCAAAACCAAGAGUAUUUCCGAUAAAUUGCAGAGCAACAAGUUUAUAAUUCAACAGCAACAACAACAACAGCAGCAGCAGCAACAACAACAGCAACUGUCGCCCACAAAGGUAACGGUAAAACCGACAAUGGUCGCCAUGCAAGAGAUGAAGAAGACAACCAAACAAAAUGGCCAGCACCGACAUCUAGCGGGCAAAAUUGGCAGCGUAGCAGGAGGCGAUGUGGAUCCACAACAUCCACCGACGAAUCCCAUACCAGAUUCAUUGGACACCGGUGAGGAUCUGAGCUACGGACCCGGAAUUGUGUCCAAGCUGCGAUGCCGCUACUUGAGCUUGGCCCUCCGCGAGUCCCGCCAGCAGAGCAGCAAACAACGCCUACAACGCUCCACAAGUCUGAACACCCUGCUCGACCGCGACGACGACGAGGUAGAAGUGGAGGAGACCGAGGUGGCCACCAGCCAGGUGCGUGCCAAAUCCACACCCCCACCGAUAUUGGGGGCAAAACCGACACUGAAACCCAGCAGCCAGCUGCAGCGUCCCGUCAGUCUGGGCGCCAAUGGAGCUGGCUCAGCUGUUAACCCGCCCUCGAACUCGGAUCAAGGCCAACCGGGCGUCGUUGCCAAUGGAGGCGCAGGAUCUGGUCAACGAUCGCGACACUUCAAGCGCGGCAACGAGGUGAUGAAGCGGGCACGUUCCGUUGAGGCUCUGCUCUGCGAGAAAUCGCCUUGGAACAGCCAGAGAAUCAGCACUGCCGGCGCAGCAGCAGCAGCAGCGCCUUCACCACCUGCUCCCAAGGCCACAGCCGCUGCUCCCUCACCUGUUACCUCGCCCACCUGCGUCACCAUCGAGGACAAGAUCCACAAUGCCCGCGAGCGGCUGCACAGCGGCACGGAUACGGCGCCACCCAAGCGCCUGACCUCCAUCAUAGAUGACACCGAACGGCCGCCACCGGAUCUGGUCAAGCAGACGCUCAAGAUGUUUGAGGCGAGUGCCAAUCGACGUCCGCGCGCCGCUCAUCGUUCCAAUGGCGUGGGCGGAGUGGCCAGCAAAGUGGCCAACUACAAAUCGAUCAUUAAGGAUCAGAAGCAACCAUCAUCAGCAGCGGCGACGCCUCCGCCGUCCGGCAUAGGCUUUGCCUCCUCCACGCCGCUAAGGCAUGUCCAUCCGGAUAUUAUACCCCGUCAGGUGGAUUCGCCCGUAUCAGCGUUGAGUGUGAUGAUGCGGCGCAUGGAGCUGCAGGAGCCCGAGACGCCGGAAAGGGAGACACGGGACGCGGAGGCCACACCGCAGAGCGAGGCGUCAAGUGAGACUGAGCGAAAUGAUCGCGAUGAAGGCGAUGGCGAAGUCGAUGACGACAACCACAACAACAACGACGACGAUCACGACGACGGCGGCGACGGCGACGACAGCAGCGACAACAAUGAGCAACGCGAUAAAAUGGGCGCGGCGGCGGCAGGCGAUAAGCCUAAGCCCCCAACGGAAUCGGUAGCGGGAGGCGCCCAACGAUCAUUCGCUCCCUCGACGGAGAACGCGCAUGUAGCCAGCGGGAGUAGCAGCACCAGUGCCAGUGUACGCAAGCUCAGCAACAACAACGACUCCAGCGGACCGGCGGUGACCAAACAGAUCGGAGUUAUCCGUCCCCUAUUCAAUAGCCAGGGAGCUGGGAGCACUCCACUAACGAGUCGCGAGAUCGAAAAGAAUCGCAUCAAUGAGAUGAAGAAGUCGACGGCCACAGAAGCCGGUGGUGCGGUAUCCGGGUCUGGAUCAGGAACGGGUGCUGGUGCUGGUGCUGGAUCAGGAACCUCGCCCACCACUAGUCUCGACAGCGUGAUAAACACCAAGGAUGCGGCCAGCAGCGAAACGGAGGCCACUGCCUCGCCACUGUGGACACUGCGCAAGCUGAGGAAUCAGAGCCAGGCGGCCGGCGGAGGAUCGGGCCCCAGCUCCAGCCUGCAUUCCACAGAGAACACCUCGAUGGUGUUCAACUUUUCCAAGAGCACCAAGGAAGUGCCCGACUACAUCGAAAGCGACGUUGUGAUUUACAGGCGCAAGCGGGAGCUGCCAAAGCCAAACGAACCUGGCUUCGUGCUGCUGGGCGAUCUCUCCGUGGAAACGUCGACGGACACGGACUACGACGACUACUGCUUGUGCCCGCCAUCGCCGUGCGAUGUGGAGUUCGAGAAUGCCAACAUUGUGAUCGACGGCAAGUCCAGCAUACGCCAAAAACCCAAAGAGUCUUCGUUCCGCGUGCAGUUCAACGACACGCUGACGUCGACGUUUGAAUACCCCUCCGAGGCAUCGAUGACCAUCGAGGAUCCGCCGUACGCCGAUCCGUUUGGCCAUGUGAGCAAACACCACCAGAUGCUGCUCGCCGAGCAGAUGCACCUGUUGCAGCACCAGGAGCAACUGGAGCUGGAGCAGAUGCACCAGCUGGGGCUGGCACCGGAGCAGCAUCAUCACGUCACCGUCGACGAGAUCAUCGAGCUGCCCACAUCGACGGCGGGACAUGGACAUGGCAUCGCACUUGGACACAGGGCGGGGGCGGCGGGGGGCGGCACGAUGCUGGGGAAUUUACCGUUGGAUUACCCAAGUUUAGGGAGGGGUAUUAUCUUGCCACAGUCGCCACAACAGCAGCCACCGCAGCAGCAGCAGCAGCCAGAACCUGCAAUAGCCACAUCAGCAACAGCAACGCUGGCAGCAGUGGCAGGAUCACCACUGGCAAUGCCAACAGAAGUGGCAGUCGAACCACCACUACCAGCCACAGUCGCCAAGCGCCCCCAGCCCCCGGCGAAGCCACCAGCACAGCAGCAGCAGCAGCAAGCGUCGCGUAGGGCCAGGCCAUCGGUGCUGCUGAAGCCGCAGUACGCCUGCUUCCUGCAGCACGACGAUAGUGCGCCCAAAUCCCAGCCAGCUGCUGCUGGACGACCGCGCAAGGCAGCCUCGUUUUCAUUGGGCAAGCAACGCCAGUCGAGGGAGAAGCAGCAGGAGCAGCAGGGGCAGCAGUCGCCUCAUCAUCAUCAUUACCAGCCACAGCAGCAGCAGAGUAAAUAUGAACGAAGCGAGUGCAGCAGGAGUGGGGGCAGUGGCGAGAGUCCAGCUCCAGAUCUCCAGCAGCGACGUCGUCGGCCUAGUCUGCCGUCGUCGCUGGCUUUGUCCAAUGCCAGCUCGGCCCUGCUCCAGGCACGCAUUCCAGGCACCACGCUCUACUAUGUCUGAUGGCCACCCGAUAUGCAUAGCACUAGUCUCCACACUUCAAACUCCAGAUAACCAGAUAUCCAGAUAUCCAGAUAUCCAGAUAACCAGAUAACCAGAACUCCAACUCCGAACCGAUCUGAAACCGCCAGCGAAACGUAGGCAUUGCCCAAGCUUUACUAUAUGUUUACAACUAGGCUAAAGAACACCCAUCACCCCUUGGAUACCUCUUGGUGACCCCGUUCCGCUCCCAAAAAAACAAAAAAAUUGGUUUGAAGGCCGCUAAACUGUAAAGUGUAACCCUGUGCAUAUCCGACUCACUCCAAAACAAAUAACUCAAUGCGGAAACCAGGAACACCAAACCCGAACACACGAAUCACAAUACACACAAGAAAACACUGGGGCAACCGGACACUCGAAACACACGUUUAAUCGAUUCAUAGAUGCCCAGAUGCUUCCCAAUGCUUCCCGAUGCACUGACGCCGUUUAUGCGAUGCUGCGGAUAACAAUCAAACGCAAUUCGCGAAUUAGCGAGGGAAGAGUACGCAAAGGAUGGAUUUUCAAACUAACUUUAAUGAAGGAAAAUGCUGGUCUCCCCAUAUUCCACUAAAACCAAACCAAACGUUCACAUGACUGCUGCUUGAUAAUGCUCUGCUCCCCGUCUCCAAUCAUUAUCCACCACCUUAUGUAUAAGCUGCUCCAUAGUGUAUAGUGACCAUCAAAUGGCUCUCCACCUAGUAAAUUGUAUGCCAAGCUCAUCUUAAGUUGAAGAUGAUUGUAGAAAAGUUGUCAGGAUAUCUAUAAAUGCUGUCAAUGCUUAAAAUUAGCGAAUUAAGCCAACUAUUCAGCUGGAGAUCGAGAAGACUGUUGAAAUACUUGAUGGCAUACUUGGGGUGUAAUAAUAGAGAUUUCAUUAGGCUAAAAGUUAGGCCGCCAGUUGCAAGGAACCUCAUGUAGUGACUAAGUACGACUUUUGUCGGUGUAAACCAAGCAAAAACGAAUCAUAGAACACUAGUUAGUGACUAUUUUCAUUUGAGUUACGUAUUAAGUAUACAUAUUUGUGCACCCGUGUGAGUUGGCGUUAGUUAUGUGUUAUGUGCUUAUGUAUGUUUGCUUUGUUUGGCUCAGUUCGGUUUGGUAUGCAGUUGUGGGGCAUGUAUUGAAUUGCAAUUUGCGAUUUGAAAUUGUAGCCAUGUAGUUACGCUAACCUACCUUCUAGCCCCCGGUGUUGCCCGCCACCCGAAUGGUUUUCAUUUCAACAACAACCUUUUGUUAAAGUCACCGCUGUCGCUUUGUUUUGUUUGCUAU